AUGGCCCGAGAACACGAGUUCUUAGAAGAACAUAAUAUUCGUCUCAAGAGAAGACAUAAAAGAAAUCAGCUGUGCCGGGAACAAGAGACUUUGGAUGAACGUGAUACUCGCCGAAAAAUCGAUCGGGAAAGAAAACAGAAACUUCGUGAACAAGAGACUUCUGAGGAGCACAAUGCUCGCCUUUAUAGAGGCCGUGAGAAAUAUCGUCAGCUUCGUGAGCAAGAGACUUCAGUAGAUCAUAACAUUCGCUGA
Molecule: messenger RNA, 252 nt
Organism: Acaulospora morrowiae
Lineage: Eukaryota; Fungi; Glomeromycota; Glomeromycetes; Diversisporales; Acaulosporaceae
Source: the annotation of a GenBank genome assembly